GAGCCGACAUUACAGUUUCAUUACAAAAAUUCAAUUUCAUUACCAAACCCUAACCCUAACCACGGUCGACGCCGCCACGCCUCGGCAGACGCCGAAUCGCCGGUUGCGUGAUCCCCAAUACUAACCACCACGUGGACAAACGGUCUCGGAUCCCCAAUACUAAGCACAGGUAUAACUUUUAAUUGAAUUUCGGAGUGUAAUACAAUACACCACAUAUCUGCCUUUUUUGAGUGAGAAUGGGGAAGACAACGUACAAGAGGCUAAAGGGUAGCCAGAGCUUCAGACAGAGACUGGUAUUGGCUACGCUCGCCAAUACUCCCGUUCUUAUAGAGGACAUCCGUUCCGAGGAGACGUGGCCUGGCCUCCGCCCUCACGAGGUCUCCCUCCUCCGCCUCCUCGAGAAAGUCUGCGAUGAUUGUGUUGUUGAAAUCAAUGAAACGGGUUCAAAAAUGAAGUACAAACCGGGAACAGUGAUGGGAGGUAGAAAUUUAGUGCAUGACUGUGGUGUUAGUAGGUCUAUUGGGUAUUUCUUGGAGCCCCUGAUUGUAAUUGGGUUGUUUGCGAAGAAACCGAUUUCAAUAAUGCUCAAAGGAAUCACGAAUGAUUUUAAGGACCCAUGUGUUGAUACUUUCCGUUCAACUACCUUAUCCAUGUUGAAGCGCUUUGGAGUUCCUUCUGAAGGAUUGGGGCUGAAAAUAGAGAGUCGUGGAUCUCCACCUCAUGGUGGGGGACAAGUUUUUGUGACUAUUCCAGUUAUUGAUAAGUUAACGGCAGUUAAUUGGCUUGAUGAAGGAAUGGUUAAAAGGAUUAGAGGGGUCACCUACUCGACCAGAGUGUCUUCUCAGUUUGAAAAUACCAUGAUUCAUGCUGCUCGUGGAAUCUUCAAUCGUCUGCUUCCAGAUGUUCACAUCUUUACUGAUCAUAAAGCUGGUCCUCAUGCUGGAAAGUCACCUGGUUAUGGAAUUUCACUGGUUGCAGAAACUACUUCUGGUUGCUUCAUUUCUGCUGAUACUGCAGUAUCUCAUGCACAAGGAGAAGCAGGUGAAAUUGAUAAUGAUGAGAAGGAGGAGUUGACGCCGCCGGAGAAUGUUGGUGAGGAAAUUGCUUCAUUUCUUCUUGAAGAGAUUCAGAAAGGUGGGGUUGUGGACUCAACACACCAGGGUUUGUUAUUUCUUCUCUGUGCAUUGUGUGAACCAGAUGUUUCGAAGGUUCGUGUUGGAAAGCUGUCGCCAUAUGGAAUAGAAACACUCAGAAGCAUCAGAGAUUUCUUGGUGUACAUUUGACAUUGACCAGAUCCCAUCAACAGGGACAGUUAUACUAGAUGUGUGGAUGUGGAUAUAAGAACCUUGCUAGAAAGGUUUCAUGAUUAUUUCACAUAGCAGCAGAUGUUAUGAUUUUAUAGAGCAGAUGACAUGCUUCUUGCUUUGGAAAGUUAUUUCCAACAGCCUUAGAUGUUUCAAUGGGUGAUAUUAUGAUGCUCUUAUGCCUGUUGACUUGAAAUUUUGAUGUAUCAUGUCGACAGUGUAAUGAGAUAAAUUUUAGAAUGAUGGAGCUCCUAAUAUGAUUGGUGUUCCGGUCUUCGUUACUAUCAAA
This is a messenger RNA of Pistacia vera, 1593 nucleotides long. RefSeq names its product probable RNA 3'-terminal phosphate cyclase-like protein. The transcript is spliced from 7 exons. Gene Ontology annotation, biological process: endonucleolytic cleavage of tricistronic rRNA transcript (SSU-rRNA, 5.8S rRNA, LSU-rRNA); ribosome biogenesis. Gene Ontology annotation, cellular component: nucleolus. The coding region runs from base 237 to 1283 and encodes 348 amino acids. The record is from RefSeq and is a predicted model, not a curated record. NCBI's taxonomy places the organism in Eukaryota, Viridiplantae, Streptophyta, Magnoliopsida, Sapindales, Anacardiaceae. Gene Ontology annotation, molecular function: RNA endonuclease activity.